GACGUCAGCACCUUACGUCACUUCCACGCAGGCCUCGCUUCCAAGCUCCGCGCCCCGAGCUGUCAUCGUUUCACCGGGAGAGGCGAAGGGCAUCCGGGAUACCGGCCGAGAGGGGAGCCGUUGACACGCUUUUCUCGAGUGGACAGAUACACCAGUGGACGGUGGGCGUUCCCUUCAUCCCUCUCUGUCCUGGGUCUGACCUCCGUGGACUUUUACUUCCUGUUUUCGUUCUGAGGUUGAGGACGUCCGUCCCGUCGGGACUGACCACCACCACCGUGUGUGUGUGAUAACUUUAAGGACUGCUUAUGCAUCGUUUAAGGACUUGUGCGGCGCGGUUGCGUCCGCUCACCGCCUCGCAGGCGGCUCAGACUGUCGGCCAGCAGCGGCCAAUCACAGUCGCCUCCACAGGCGGCACAAGGACGUUUCAGCCAAUCAGGUGCUACUCGGCACCGGUGGCAUCUGAGCCGUUCCUGAACGGGACGAGCUCCAACUACGUGGAGGAGAUGUACUAUGCCUGGCUGGAGAACCCCAAGAGUGUUCACAAGUCGUGGGAUGUGUUUUUCCGGAACGCCAACGCUGGUGCUCCUCCCGGCGCCGCCUACCAGUCUCCUCUAGGUCUGUCUGCGGCGUCGGGCCUCGUCGCUCCUCAGCUCUCCUCUCUGGUUGGAGCUCAGCCCAACGUGGAGAAGCUGGUGGAGGAUCACCUGGCCGUCCAGUCCCUCAUCAGGGCCUACCAGAUCCGAGGGCACCAUGUGGCCCAGUUGGACCCCCUCGGCAUCAUGGACGCCGAUCUGGACUCGUGUGUCCCCACUGACAUUAUCACCUCCUCCGACAAGCUGGACGUGGCGGUUUUCAAGGAGAGGCUGAGAAUCCUCACGGUAGGAGGCUUCUACGGUCUGGAUGACUCUGACCUGGACAAGGUGUUCCGCCUGCCCACCACCACCUUCAUCGGAGGUUCAGAGAGCGCCCUCCCCCUGAAGGAGAUCAUCCGCCGCCUGGAGAUGGCGUACUGUCAGCACAUCGGGGUGGAGUUCAUGUUCAUCAACGACCUGGAGCAGUGUCAGUGGAUCAGACAGAAGUUUGAGACUCCAGGAGUGAUGCAGUUCACUCUGGAGGAGAAGAGGACGCUGCUGGCUCGCAUGAUCCGCUCCACCAGGUUCGAGGAGUUCCUCCAGAAGAAGUGGUCUGCAGAGAAGCGUUUUGGUCUGGAGGGAUGUGAGUCACUGAUCCCGGCUCUGAAAACCAUCAUUGAUAAAUCCUCUGAGAACGGAGUGGAGAACGUCAUCAUGGGCAUGCCUCACAGGGGUCGUCUGAACGUUCUGGCCAACGUGAUCCGUAAAGAGCUGGAGCAGAUCUUCUGUCAAUUUGACUCCAAACUGGAAGCUGCUGAUGAGGGCUCUGGAGAUGUGAAGUACCAUCUGGGGAUGUACCACCGUCGAAUCAACCGCGUGACGGACAGGAACAUCACCCUGUCUCUGGUGGCCAACCCCUCCCACCUGGAGGCUGUGGACCCCGUGGUGCAGGGGAAGACCAAGGCCGAGCAAUUCUACUGUGGAGACAACGACGGGAACAGGGUGAUGUCCAUCCUGCUCCAUGGAGACGCAGCGUUUGCAGGUCAGGGAAUCGUCUACGAAACUUUCCACCUGUCUGACCUGCCGUCCUACACCACGCACGGCACCGUGCACGUCGUCGUCAACAACCAGAUCGGUUUCACCACAGAUCCUCGUAUGGCUCGAUCGUCUCCGUAUCCCACCGAUGUGGCUCGAGUCGUCAACGCUCCCAUCUUCCACGUCAACGCCGACGACCCCGAGGCCGUCAUCUACGUCUGCAAGGUGGCGGCCGAGUGGAGAGCCACGUUCCACAAGGACGUGGUGGUCGACCUGGUGUGUUACCGUCGGAUGGGUCACAACGAGAUGGACGAGCCGAUGUUCACUCAGCCGCUGAUGUACAAACAGAUCAAGAAGCAGAAACCUGUUCUGCAGAAAUACGCUGAGAAGCUGAUCGCAGAGGGAGCAGUGAGCCGGCAGGAGUACGAGGAGGAAAUCUCCAAGUACGAUAAGAUCUGCGAGGAGGCGCACGCUCGCUCCAAAGACGAGAAGAUCCUCCACAUCAAGCACUGGCUGGACUCCCCAUGGCCCGGUUUCUUCACCCUGGACGGUCAGCCCAAGUCUAUGAGCUGCCCCUCCACCGGUCUGACCGAGGAGAACCUGAACCACAUCGGACAGAUGGCCUCGUCCGUCCCUGUGGAGGACUUCACCAUCCACGGAGGUCUGAGUCGGAUCCUGAAGGGCCGAGCUGAGAUGGUGCGGAACCGCACGGUGGACUGGGCUCUGGGGGAGUACAUGGCCUUCGGGUCGCUGCUGCAGGAGGGAAUCCACGUGCGACUGUCGGGACAGGACGUGGAGCGAGGGACAUUCAGCCACCGUCACCACGUCCUCCAUGACCAGAACGUGGACAAGAGGAUCUGUAUUCCCAUGAACCACCUCUCUCCCGACCAGGCGCCGUACACCGUCUGCAACAGCUCGCUGUCCGAGUACGGAGUCCUGGGUUUCGAGUUGGGUUUCGCGAUGGCGAGUCCCAACGCUCUGAUCCUGUGGGAGGCGCAGUUCGGAGACUUCCACAACACGGCGCAGUGCAUCAUCGACCAGUUCAUCUGCCCCGGUCAGGCCAAGUGGGUCCGACAGAACGGCAUCGUGCUGCUGCUGCCGCACGGCAUGGAGGGGAUGGGUCCAGAACAUUCUUCAGCUCGCCCAGAGAGAUUCCUCCAGAUGUGCAACGACGACCCAGAUGUCAUGCCUAACAUCACAGAGGACUUCGCCGUGCGGCAGCUCUACGACUGUAACUGGAUCGUGGUGAACUGCUCUUCUCCUGGAAACUACUUCCAUGUUCUCAGACGACAGAUCCUCCUGCCCUUCAGGAAGCCUCUCAUCGUCUUCACUCCUAAAUCUCUGCUGCGCCACCCGGAGGCCAGAGCCAGCUUCGACGAGAUGCUGCCUGGAACUCACUUCCAGAGGUUGAUCCCAGAGCGAGGCGUGGCGGCCGAGCGUCCGGAGGAGGUGAAGAGGUUGAUCUUCUGCACGGGGAAGGUUUACUACGAGCUGACCAAAGAGAGGAAGAACAGAGGGAUGGAGGGGAAUGUAGCCAUCGCACGUAUAGAGCAGUUGUCCCCGUUCCCGUUCGACCAGGUGAAGGCCGAGUCAGAGCUCUUCGCCAACGCCGACCUGGUGUGGUGUCAGGAGGAGCACAAGAACCAGGGUUACUAUGACUACGUGAAGCCUCGCAUCAGGACCACGAUUCAGAGAGCCAAACCAGUCUGGUACGCUGGCAGAGAGUCGGCCGCCGCCCCCGCCACAGGAAACAAGAACACUCACCUGAUGGAGCUGCGGCGUUUCCUGGACACCGCCUUCGGUCUGGACGCGUUCAAAGAUCAGCAGUAAAACCUGUGACCUGCAACACCUGGAAGAAACCCUCACCUGUCUCACCUCUGACCCCUCCCCCUCCCAACCCUCCUGGAUUCAGUUUCACAGCAGCAUCAACACACACACACACACACACACACACACACACACACACUCUGUACUACUGAGGAAAUACUAGUCUGCAAACACCAUGUAGUAUAAGUACAUAGUACUCUGUGUACUUAUACUAAAGUAGUGUACUGUCAGCAGUAGUACAGUGAGUACUCUGUGUACUUAUACUACAGUAGAGUACUGUCAGCAGUAGUCCAGUGAAACAGAUUCAAACUAUCUGACAUGAUCAACAGUGUAAUCAAUAUCAUUUCUGUGAUCAGUAAAUCUGCCUGAUGUUUUCCCGAUCAGCUGACUCAGUUGUAUCUAUAUUAAACAGAUCUAUAUCCAGUGUAGUGACACACACCAGAGGGAAACAGGAAACAGCGGAGCGGCUGAUAAACGAUCAAUGGAUUAACUAAAUGAUGAUUUUCUCCCUCUCUGAUUGGCUGCAUCAGACCUGUGAGGUCAGUCAGUGUCAGUGUGUAGUAUAAUACAGAGUACUGGUACUGCACUGUGUACAGCUACUGCAGUACAGGCGUGAUGUGUUCAGGCUCAGCUCCAGCUCGGGAAACGGCAGCGCGGCUUCCUGAAGCUUCGGCCUCAGUUUUUAUUGUUGUUGAUUCUGAAGCUUCACGAUAAAGAAAUUAACACGUUUUUAUUUCCUCCUCGGCGACAGUCGGAGCGGCGGCCAUUUUGUUUUCAGUUCGUCCGUCUCGUUCUCGAGGACACGAUCUCUCAGUAACACCUCGACAGAACAUUCACCCGGACUCGAGGAGGAACUGAGUAGAUUCAGGUGUCUAAAGGUCAGAGGUCACGGUGACAUUGGUUGAUGCCUUCUCUGGAUAAACGGGGCUGUAACCUGGAGCUAGUCUGAGCGGAGGAAGUGGUUCUAGUUCAUUCAACAGAAGAAGCUGAAGCGCCGACGUGUGAAUCAGCGGUCCUCGGCCUGUGGAGGGAACGCCGAUCAGAAAGGAUCAAUAAAUAAGUGAAGGUGAAGUUCGAUCUGGAAGGAAAGAAGAACAUGAGCCGACUCCGACGUGACGAAGCUUCUCUCGUGUUUUCUGUAUGUGGCAGUUUGAGCAGUUAAACUUCCGUUUCAUUGGCACAUUCAUUUAUCGAUUGAUUAAAGCUGAUUGAUCUGCGCAGGAUGUUUCUAAAGAAGCGCAGAUACAAACACACGCAGCUACGACUGUUUCUGCUGCAGAAACUGGAUCUGAGCCUGACACUCAACCUUCAUGACCUUUGACCUCUCAUCACACACCUUCCUCCGUCCACACACACACACACACACACACACACACACACACACACACUCACACACUCCUCCAGCUGUGUUAUAUAACAGCAGUUAUAACAACGCAGACUUCAGAAACAAUGACUCCUCCUUCCUUUUUCUCCUCCUCCUCCUCAUCACUCCAUCACUUCUCAUCACAACCCACAAACUCUCUCCUCUUCACCUGAGAAUUUGCAGGAAACAUUUUAUUUUAGUGCGUUUUUCUUCUUCUUUCUUUUUUCUUAAAUGUCUCGUUAGCAUCGUUAGCGCUCCCCAUUGAAAACCAAUGGGAGUGCGGCUAGCUGGGAAACAGUGAGAGUGUAAUAUUUGAGGAUUGUAUCACUACAGCAGAGGGAGGUUGUUCUUGCCUUGCAGCAGGUGUGUUUGCUCGUUGAGGAAAGUUUGUAAUUAGUCACCACGGCAACGCUUAACUCGCACACUGAGAUUUAAUUUUAUUUGUCUUUUAUUUUGAAGGGGACGCUUGGGGAGUUAAAUGGUGGAGCUCUGCGCUCUCAGGCUUCCCAACAUGAACUCAACCAAAUGCACUGCUGAUGAUGAUGAUGAUGAUUUAACCCCUCGGCUUCUCUCUCUCUCUCUCUCUGUCUCUUUCUCUCUCUCUCUCUCUCUGGCGAGCAUUUACCCCCCCACCCCCGUGCCAAACUGGAUCGGUCGGUCUCAUGUUUUUCUUGUUUUCGGUGUCGAGCAGCUGAAUGAACUCUGUCCGCAGGAAACAAAAUAAAUCUCCUGGUUUGAAGCAGAAAAUCUAAACGACAGCAGAAGAUGAAAUCAGCUGCAGGAAGUGAGACAAAGAAAAUGAUUUAUUUAUUUUCAUAAUAGGGGAUUGAAAUUCUCUUCAUUAUUUUGCUUCAUUCAAUAAAGAAUACUGUAUGUACUGAAAA
Messenger RNA from Seriola aureovittata, 5681 nucleotides. It is a transcript of the gene ogdha, whose product is annotated as oxoglutarate dehydrogenase a. Gene Ontology annotation, biological process: tricarboxylic acid cycle. Gene Ontology annotation, molecular function: oxoglutarate dehydrogenase (succinyl-transferring) activity; thiamine pyrophosphate binding. Bases 306 to 3437 code for a protein of 1043 amino acids. The record is from RefSeq and is a predicted model, not a curated record. NCBI's taxonomy places the organism in Eukaryota, Metazoa, Chordata, Actinopteri, Carangiformes, Carangidae. Gene Ontology annotation, cellular component: oxoglutarate dehydrogenase complex; mitochondrion. The transcript has 24 exons.